GCCUGGCCUCCGACGUAGCCCAUUCAUUCAUUCACGCGUUCGUUCUUUCAGCUCAGCCUGCAUUGCGCGCGUUCCCUGCUGUGAACGACUGAGAUGGCACCUCGCUAUGUUACCCAGGCUGGUAUCUAACUCCUGGCUUCAAACAGUCCUCCCGCUUGGACCUCCAAAGUGUUGGUAUUACAGGCGUGAACCACCAUCCCAGCCACCUCUCCAGUUUUCCGUUGGACUCUUCUCCUCUGCCCUCUUCUAGCCCCCUCAUCCCUCCUGCCUUCCUAAAUACUUGAUGCCACCAAUUCCUGAGCGUUGGUGCUACUUGCAUGCUUGACUUUGCUCUACCAAGUCAGUAACAUUGCGGCCACGCUUCCGCAACUAAAGGCAAGAGUCCAUAGCAACGAUCCCCGUUUCUCUGCACCUGGGGAGCUUUCCCGCGGAAACUACACUUCCCAGAAUGCCCCGCGGGCCGGAGGGCGCGCGCGGCGCUGUUUCGUGGGACCAGGAUUGAAACAAGAUGGCGGGCUCGUGGUGAGAAGCUGUCAAGGAGUAGAAAUUGGUAUGCUUAGAAGCAGGUUUUAAAAGCAGUUUCUCUUCAAAACAUCUUUUUUCAUGCCACUUGAUAAGCAUCUUGAAACACCAUGGCUGUAGCUGCAGUAAAAUGGGUGAUGUCAAAGAGAACUAUCUUGAAACAUUUAUUUCCAGUCCAAAAUGGAGCUUUAUAUUGUGUUUGUCAUAAAUCUACGUAUUCUCCUCUACCAGAUGACUAUAAUUGCAACGUAGAGCUUGCUCUGACUUCUGAUGGCAGGACAAUAGUAUGCUACCACCCUUCUGUGGACAUUCCAUAUGAACACACAAAACCUAUCCCUCGGCCAGAUCCUGUGCAUAAUAAUGAAGAAACACAUGAUCAAGUGCUGAAAACCAGAUUGGAAGAAAAAGUUGAACACCUUGAGGAAGGACCUAUGAUAGAACAACUUAGCAAAAUGUUCUUUACUACUAAGCACCGUUGGUAUCCUCAUGGACGGUAUCACAGAUGUCGUAAGAAUCUGAAUCCUCCAAAAGACAGAUGAUGCUGAGGUUCCUGGGGGAAUCAAAGAGAAAUGUGCCUCAUUUGCCAUUUGAGAAAAUGCAGUCUGGUAUAUUCAGUAAUGUAUAGUAAAGUAAUAAUGAUAAAAUAUCUUUUCAUAUAUUAGAAUGUGUACUUUUAUAUAAAGUAAUUCCGGAUUUUACAUUCUCAUUUAGAGAAACCUAUUUUAUUUUUUCUUUUUCGCUUUUAGUCUUUCAUUUAUGUACAGUUUCCAAUUUAGGACUUUUCCAUAGUGCCAAAUCCAUACAUAUUCAGUAGAACAUCAAUAAAUUACAUCAGAAAUUCAACACUUUAUUAUAAAACGGGCUUUGUGUUAGAUAAUUUUGCUCAACAGUAGGCUACUGUAAGUGUUCUGAGCAUAUUUAAGACAGGCUAGCAUUUUCAAUUUACAGUAUUUUCAACUGAUAGUAGGUUUAUUGGUAUGUAACCCUACCAUAAGUUGAGAAACAUCUCUUUUUGUGUGUCUACUGUGAUUUAAGUAUUUUUAAUCAUCAACCAAGCAUUGUUAGUAGUAUAUAUAUGAUUAAUAAAAACGUGCAUGGCUUUCCUGAAGGAGAUUUUUUAAUUGCCUUUGAGAAUAAACUCAUAAGGUCUACCAAGAAAAUAAAUGUUAUAAUGUUUCAAUUGGCUUCUAGGAAAUAAUUAAAUUAGUGAUAUUUUAAUCAGGUUUUACUAUCUGCUAGGACCCUUCCAUCCAUUCUUAUUAAAUUAUCAAAAUAAUCCUUUGAAGAAGGAGUAUAAUUAUAUUUUACGGUGACUCCAACCCUACCCAAACAAGUGGGAGAGCCAGGAGCCAAACUAUCAGGCUCCAAAGCUUUUUUUUCAGUGCAUCACAAUGACAAAGGGGUGGUUUUCUUUCACCCAAGAAUGUGCUUUCCUGGAAAUUUUUCUAGAUAGAAUAUUAUGUAAUUUGUUUUGAGGGUUUUUUUUUCCUGGCUGUCUUAAAGAUUAUGCUAGCUUUAGAACACAUGCAAACAGCUGCAGCUCUGUGAUUAAAAUGUUAAGGUCACUAGACUAGUGUUAGGAGAAUGUUAAUAGAUAAUUCUGCUGCCUCUAUUAGCUUAUAUAUAAUCCUUAAUAGCAUUGCUUGCUAGUUGAAGUUUCAAGUGGCCAGUGAAGUGUGAGGAAUAGUGACUAGGAGAGAGUAAAGGAAAUAAUAAUGGUGACCCUCUGUUACCCAAAGGAAAUAUUUUUAAGUGGCUUACUUUUUCCAUUAAUAUAAAUUUCAUUUGGAAAGAUUAAAAAAACAAGUUUGAUUGAACUUGAUAAAUCAGAAAUAUUUACCAGCUUUGUCGAUGGUGUAUUCUUGAAAAAUGUUUGGUUUUCUUUCAGGUUGACUUACAUCCAAAAUUCUACAAAUUUUUAGCUAUGUUAUAAAUGUAGAAAGAAGUGAAAAACAAAUCAAAAUAUAAUGACGAAGAUUUUCUUCUCUUCCAAGUACAAAGCUCUACUAAAUAGGGAUUUACCCAAGACGCCCACAUCCACAUACUUAUGUGUCAAUGCUUUGGAGAAUUAACUUUGACUUUAUUCUACUGGAAGUGUAGAUUAACACUGUGCUUUCUGGGAUUUUGCUUUUCAUGGGUUGCUGAUUUUUAAUUUUGCUAAAUAAGCAUAUAUUCCAUCACCAGCAUCUCCUGCCCUCUGUUCCUCCCCCGCCCCCCAGGGAUAAGAAUCUGUUAUCCACCAUCAGUAACAUUUUAUGAAAGAUCUACUUAUUUGUCUGUUUUGCAGACAUUUUAAAAUUCGUAAAGUGGGAUGCUUCUUUAAUUUAAAUACAUUUAGCUUCAUGAAAAACUCACUACACAGUUCUUGUUCAAGCAUUAUUGGGAAACCACCAGAGGGCACUCUGACCCAGGGCUUAAUUUGAACAUCUCACCCAAAAGUGACUUUUAAAAGCACUUAAUUAGCAGAGAAUUUGGAUGUUCAUUAGUUGAGAAUGACUAGUAGAAUAAAUGGUAAUUGUGAAAUUAAGUGCUGGAAUAUUCUGAGUAGACCAGUAACAAAAACAUUUAUUUAUUUAUUUUUUUUAAAGAGAAGGUCUUGCUGUGUCACCCAGGAUGGAGUACAGUGGCACAAUCACAUUGCACUGCAACCUCAAUAUCCUGGGCUCAAGCAAUCCUCCCACCCCAGCCUCCCAAACUGCUGGGACUAUACAUGUGUGCUACCACGCCUGGCUAAUUGUUUUAAUUUUUUUAUAGAGAUGGGGUUUCGCCGUGUUGCCCAGGCUGGUCUUGAACUCCUGGGCUCAAAGCAAUCCACCUGCCUUGGCCUCCAAAAGUGUGGAAUUACAGGUGUGAGCCACUGUGCCCAUCCUUAUUUUUUUUUUAAGAUAACAUUGUUAACAUUUUGUAUUUCUCUGCGUAAAUAUAUUUCAAAAAUAAAAAUAGAGCUCAUGA
Symphalangus syndactylus (siamang) is the source of this 3474-nucleotide messenger RNA. RefSeq names its product mitochondrial ribosomal protein L42 (gene MRPL42). Lineage: Eukaryota; Metazoa; Chordata; Mammalia; Primates; Hylobatidae. The record is from RefSeq and is a predicted model, not a curated record. Gene Ontology annotation, cellular component: mitochondrial large ribosomal subunit.